CGUGCUAUUUUAUGCAUCGCGUGAGCCUUUUUCGCCCCCAUUCUCUUUCUCAAACUCCCAACAUCAACUGGAGCCUCUUUGCAUCUUUGCUGGUCAAAGAAAGCAGGGACUCUGACCCGACCAAGUGAUACUCUGCCCCUCUUCUGAGCAAUCGUUUUCUACUUCGCACUUGUGAAUCUUGAUCGUUUUUUUUCGCCAUGAUCCUUCGCCUUGAUUUGUGGACCGCGUGUUUUUUCCUUGGUCUCGUUUCUGUUGUAUGGGCUGCUCCUCGUCCGGUGGAUAGUAUUGUCGCAGAGCUAGCCACCUAUCCAAGUCCUUCGUCUUCUUCCAGCUCCCCCCAUCUCAACCCUCGGAGUCGCUACACCAAGCCGAGGUAUAUUCAUCGCAUAGGAAUUUCGUUCCAAGGCAAAUCAUACCAGUGGGAAACGUCGCAAGAAAUAGCUCGGGCUAAAGACGUGAUUAAGGCGAUGAUUGUGGAAGCAUGGAAAGAAUUGGAUGUGGAGCCGGUGUAUUCCCAAAACAGUGGAAGGUUGAAGUCGGUAUUGCUGCCAGAGCUUGUCUUUGAUGGAAGUCCUGGAGACUGGACCUUCAGUAUGAUCCUGAAAGUCGAGCUCAAAGGUCCAAAGGUGUGCCAACCGGGAUCUUGUACUUUGAAAGCAGAGCGGAAGAAAGGCUUGAAGUCGGGAUAUUAUGAUUUGACUAUCAAUGAUAGCACAGGUCGCAAUGUAUUUACGAAUGGGAAGGAGGCGAUAAAGGUGGAAAGUGAGGAGCGAUAUAAGUAGUGAAACUAGCGAACAGUGGACGCAAGGUGGGGGAUCAGCCUCGAGGAUCACACUGUCCUAUAUAGGAUAAGAUAUGAAUUUUACUCUAAUUCCCACAUACGUUCCCGGAAAGGCAGAAAGGUUUACUGUAAGAGAG
Messenger RNA from Lentinula edodes (shiitake mushroom), 918 nucleotides. RefSeq lists its product as uncharacterized. The transcript has 2 exons. The record is from RefSeq and is a predicted model, not a curated record. Lineage: Eukaryota; Fungi; Basidiomycota; Agaricomycetes; Agaricales; Omphalotaceae. The coding region runs from base 198 to 782 and encodes 194 amino acids.